AUGGCCUGCCUCCCCCGCGACGCGUCGUCCCCCUCCCCCUCCCCGAGCACCACUGCCUUGUCCCCUACGACCCGCCGUGAGGACCCCUCCUUUCCCCCUUUCCCUCUAUCGCCGGCGCCGUUCGCGACGCCCCGGCCUCCUCUACCGUGCGCACGCACGCGCCACACCCGUCGCGGCCCUCUGCUCGUUGCGCCACUCGAAGCCGCGCCUCGCCCUUCCCCAAUCUCCGUCGCGCUCCAGCGCCUGCUCGUGGCCGCGCUCACCACUGCAUCCGCCACGCUCCCGCGCACUCCCCGCCGCGUCGAGCCCGCGCAUGCCCUGCUCGCUCCUUUGCCGGCUGCUGCUGCUCGCGCCGACCCCGCCACCGCGCGCUCACCGCAGCGCCCUGCAGCUCCUCCGCCGCCCGGCGCCCGCUGCUGCGGCCUCGCUGGCCCGCACGCUCGCAGCCGCCUCCGCUCGUGCUCGCCGCUCGCCAUUGCCGCUCGGCCCUGCCGUCCCUUGCCGCGGCCUCGCCCGCGUCUAACCACGCCCAGGCUCGCCGGCGCGUCCGCGCCCAACACGCCCACGGGCACGCACCCAUUCGGGUAG
Aegilops tauschii subsp. strangulata is the source of this 588-nucleotide messenger RNA. NCBI's taxonomy places the organism in Eukaryota, Viridiplantae, Streptophyta, Magnoliopsida, Poales, Poaceae. The record is from RefSeq and is a predicted model, not a curated record.